Molecule: messenger RNA, 561 nt
Organism: Paramuricea clavata
Lineage: Eukaryota; Metazoa; Cnidaria; Anthozoa; Malacalcyonacea; Plexauridae
Source: the annotation of a GenBank genome assembly
AUGGACAAUGAUAUUAUGAAAGAGCAGGGUCUACGAGAUAUUUACUACAAUCCUAAGACAGGUUUCCAAACACCAGAAAAACUAUACCUAAGAGCAAUAUCAGACGGACUUGAAGUGACCAAAGCCCAAGCCAGAAAAUGGAUUAAAGAGCAGGACACAUACACUAGAUACAGACAAGUGUUAGAGAGGCACAAGUUCAGACAGACGUUCGUCCAAACUUUAGGUGAGCAGUUACAAAUGGAUUUAGUUGACAUGACGAAGUAUGAUGACAAGAACAAGGGAUACCGGUUGAUUCUAAAAUCCAUCGAAAUUCUGAGUAGGUACGCGUUCACAGUAUCAGUGCACAGGAAAAACGCAUCAAUAAUGAAUGAAGCUGUUAGCAACUGUUUAGAGCAGUUCAAGAAUCACUUCGGGAAGUACCCAAAAUUGGUUCAGUUUGACAAAGGCACAGAGUUUUACAACAAAGAAGUAAAGUCUUUGCUCAACAAACAUAACAUUGAGUUUUUCUCCGCUUACUCAGAUAAAAGGCCGCGGUUGUGGAAAGGUUCAACAGAACACUGA